Messenger RNA from Hyla sarda, 906 nucleotides. RefSeq lists its product as uncharacterized. The transcript is spliced from 5 exons. The record is from RefSeq and is a predicted model, not a curated record. The coding region runs from base 40 to 675 and encodes 211 amino acids. NCBI's taxonomy places the organism in Eukaryota, Metazoa, Chordata, Amphibia, Anura, Hylidae.
CCAAGACAGAUAGCAACAAGGAGCUCGGAGAUCUUAAAGAUGCAGAAGAAAGGAGUUAUCUCAGUUGUCCUCCUCGUUUUCCUCAGCUGCCACCUUGGUUCUGCUCUGAAAUGUUUUUCCUGCAGCGGAGAAUGUGAAGAUAAAACCACUAAGGACUGUGCACAGGACGACCUCUGUAUGGUGCAAGAAGUUCGUUCUGAGGAUGGAAAAACCUCAGAUCGGCAGAUGGGCUGUCAGAAUUCACAGUAUUGCAAAAACGAACAGAUGUAUGGUAAUAUAAUCCAGAAGUGUUGUGAUAAAGACAUGUGUAAUGACCCCAAGAUGGUCAUGGCCGACACUUCAAAACCCGUCGGAGCCAGUGACGUCAGUAGAGAGACCAACCUGCGGUGCUAUAUGUGUGACUUCCCUUGUGUUACCAAGUCAGAAACCACCUGUAAAAACCAAGAGGUCUGUGUGACCAAGACCGGGAGGUUUGGGGGUGUCGACUACCGUAAACGUGGAUGUGCCAACACCACAGUGUGCAACACAGACACCCCAGAAAACAUGGCGGGGUCAACCUUCUCAGCCAGGAAUAAGUGCUGUAACACCAACCUGUGCAACUCUGCUGUUCACCUGAAAGUCCCUGCUGUUGGCAUCCUGGCAGCCAUAGUGGCGGUAUGGAUAUCCAAACUGUAAAUAUAGGAUGAACGGCUGACACCGGCGCAGCACCCGCUCUGUUGUUGGUGGUUUUUCCUGUCCGUCUCUUUAUAGCAUUUAUGUACAUGAGCUUCUUCCCACAGGAUACGUUCCGCUCAUCGUCCAGAUGUCAUGAGAACGUCCAAUAAUUAACCCACAAUAAAAGAAUAUUUUUAUCUUAUCUCUGUUGUUAGGACUAUUUAUUUUAUAUUAUUAUUAUGACAUAUAUCU